Messenger RNA from Ixodes scapularis (black-legged tick), 1559 nucleotides. RefSeq names its product TNF receptor-associated factor 5. The transcript has 13 exons. Lineage: Eukaryota; Metazoa; Arthropoda; Arachnida; Ixodida; Ixodidae. Bases 63 to 1388 code for a protein of 441 amino acids. The record is from RefSeq and is a predicted model, not a curated record. Gene Ontology annotation, biological process: tumor necrosis factor-mediated signaling pathway; regulation of canonical NF-kappaB signal transduction; positive regulation of JNK cascade. Gene Ontology annotation, molecular function: zinc ion binding. Gene Ontology annotation, cellular component: plasma membrane signaling receptor complex.
ACGUCUGCGAACCGAACGAGUCCGUCGGACUUUGGUUGCUCUCGUCGCGCAUCGCAAACAAGAUGGCGGACGGGACGCCGCAGGCCGAGUUCAACAUCCCUUAUCGUGAAGUGAAGGGAUUCACCAGGCUAGGCGUGCGUGUCCUGAGAUUUCCAUACCAGGUGCCCGACCGCGCAAGAUGUAAACAUUGCAACUGCAUUCCGAAAAGAAUAUAUCACCUUCUGUGCCCUCACCAUGGCCUCUGUUUUGACUGCAAAAAACAUUGCAAUGGAUAUUAUUGCGAUGAAUGUUGUGUAAACACAGCGCCUGAACAACUUGGCGCAAUCUGUUCUGAUUUCAACCUUCCGGGUAUACUUCAGCAAGUCCAAUGUGACGUAUGCCACAAGGUGCUUCUCCUUGGAGAGCUGGAGGAACACCUCUUUGAGCACACUAAUCAGGGUGACGUGGAGUGUUCGAAAGUUCAAGAAACGACAAAUCAGCAUGAGGAUGUAUCGGAAAAGCCACUGCGAUUUUCGGAUGUUGUCAGUGUAAGAUGCGACAUCUGCAACGAGAUUGUCAAGAACAGCGACUACGUAGAACAUUUGAAGAGGCAUACUCAAGAGCGGAACAAUCAAUGCGAUCCAAUAGUUCAAGAGACGCCGAAUCAGGACACCGCUAUGGAAUUCGAAGAAACCGGGAGUGACGAGACGCACCCCCACACCGACUACAAGGAGCACAGUUUAGACGGGGUAUGCAACGUGACCUUGGAAUACAAAAAUGCAAAACACAGGUCUGAGUGUCCGAAGAUCGAAAGGAAGUGCUCCGACUGCGGCGUCAACGUUCUCAACGAAAACCUUCAAAAUCAUCAAGACAUGGAGUGUCAGAAUCGACUAGUCCUUUGUGACGCCUGCAACGGUGCAGUGUUUUAUCAUACACUUGGCGAUCAUGGCCAAGAAUGCCUCGAGAAACCACUGGUCUGCGAGGACUGUAAGGGUGAGAUACUCAGGAAGGAUGAGUCCAAGCAUGCCUCCGAGUGCCCAAUGCGUGCUGUGUGCUGCGAGAACUGUGAUGGAUUUUAUCCCUACUCUUCAGAAAAGGAACACAGGGAGCAUUGUGGAAAAAAGAAACUUGCUUGCGAGUACUGCACAUUGGAACUGAAAGGCAAUGAGGAAAAAGAUGCGCACCUUAAAGUCUGCGAAGAGGCUUUGAUUGAAUGUGCUUUUAAAGGCUUUGGAUGCAACAAGAAAGCCCCGAGGAAAGAGAUGCAGAAACAUGAGAAGGACCCACACAAUGCACUUCUUAGUCAAGUAAUCCUUGAGCUUGAAAAAAGAAUCGAGAGCCUGGAACGGCCGCUCACCGCCCUCGUUAAAAAACUUCGCAAUUCGGAUUCGGUGGGAACCAGUCAAUGAUCGCCGACCGAAAGAAACUGCACUGGGCAAUGUUGUGCAAGGAAAAUUGUCGAUACGAAGGGUAUUGUGAAGGUCUUCAAAUAUCUAGCGGUGGUUCGAUUUUUUCAGGAGCAUUACCAUUUUUUGUUUCUUGCUGUAAAACUUUUGACGAAAUAAACAUUUGAAGAGUUU